Molecule: messenger RNA, 5208 nt
Organism: Periophthalmus magnuspinnatus
Lineage: Eukaryota; Metazoa; Chordata; Actinopteri; Gobiiformes; Gobiidae
Gene: uimc1
Product: ubiquitin interaction motif containing 1
Exons: 20
Coding region: 143-2902 (919 amino acids)
Biological process (GO): positive regulation of DNA repair; double-strand break repair
Cellular component (GO): BRCA1-A complex
Molecular function (GO): K63-linked polyubiquitin modification-dependent protein binding; histone binding
Source: RefSeq, a predicted model, not a curated record
CUUACGUUGUGUCACGUGACCACAGGAAACAAACAUGGCUCCGCGAAAGUGAAGGACUGUUCCGGUUGUCUGUUCGACAAAUGAGAGAAGGACGAAAACGGGAGUUGAACAUUUGCGGGUUUCCUUCAGAAGCAACACCACGAUGCCUUUGAGGAAACGGCUAAACAGAGAAAAUGCUGGAGUUUUGGGUGAAAGUCAACAAGAAGCGAGCAGCACUCAGGAAGACAAUGCUUGCUAUGACAUGGAUGAAGUGCCAAGUCCAGCAGAUACGAGGGAGAUGCGAAGAAGGGAUAGGCAGCACAAGUUAAAGCCCAAAGGUGUGGAGAUGACGGAGGAGGAGAUGAUGAACCUGGCACUCCGUCUGAGUGAACAGGAGGCAAACAUCACAGCGCAGAGGAUUCAGGAGGAAGAGGAUGCUGUGAGGAGGGCCAUCCAGGACAGUAUGUUAAGUGAGUCUCAGAGUUUGAUGGAUGAUGCUCCACUCUGCUUUACCACUCGCCGUAAACUGGUUUAUUCAAAUGGCGAAUCACAGACAGAGACCACUGACAGCAGCACUCAAGAGGGCAGAGGGGAAAGGGCAACAGGUCACAUGUCCAGGACCAGGAAGCGCAGACGAGCGGAGGGCAGUCCUCUGAUGGAGAUGCCUGAACUAUCGCAGACGCAGCCCUCUCCCAGCAGCCCAGAAACUGUGGCUCUGGGAUCUCCUCAGAGCUGUGACUCCACUCAGAUCGAGGAUUGUGACCUCCCCAAAUCCCCGGUCUUCCCCUCAUCCUCUUUGGCUCAGGUUCAAGUCCAGGCCUCAGUCCAUGUCCCCAGACUGGACGAGAAACUGCUUGACUCCUGUGUCACAUCAGGCUUUGUCCUCUGCUCUCAGGACAGCAGCUUGCCCACUCAGAACUCAAACUGUCAUCAACUCAUACACAGCCCCACCUUCCCCAAAAGUCCAACCCUGUGCCCCACAAAACCCACACUCAAAUCUAGCAAUAGACAUUCACAAACUGAGAUUUUAGAUUUGAGCGAUGAUACGCAACCUGCACCAAGCUCUCCACUGUGUAAAAGUCCAGUUCUUGGGCAAACAGACUUGAAAAGUGCCUUGCAAUCAGAAACGGGUAAAGCUACAGUGCUUGUAUUGUCUUCUCAGGAAAGUUCUAUGUCAUUUUGUCUGGAAAAAGAUGUCAGUUUGAUCAAAAGUCCAGUGUUUUUGAAGACACAGCAGGAACUGGACAGAGUUCAGGAAAGCGGGUGUAUAAGUCCAGCGUUUAAGGCAAAAAAAUUGACAGAAAAUACUUGUGAAGAUGAAGCUGAAGAUGCAGAGGAGAAACACAACACAUUGGUUCUUUCUGAGAGGGAGCCAACCUGUGACAUGACACUGCACUGGUCUGAUGAGGACGAGGACAACACCACGCCUGUGAUCUGCCCAAGUCCAGUGUUUCGAGAAGACAGAUGUGUCCCUCGAAACAACCAUCAAACUGAGAGAAAGAGUGAGGAAUCUGCUCCAACACAAAAUGACUGCAGAGCCUCUGGUCUGCAGUCUCAGUUUUCUGCUCUGAGGGAAGCCCCCAGUUCCUCUGGAGACUCCACAGCCCAGGACACGGUUCAUUAUUACUGGGGAGUACCCUUCUGUCCACGAGGCCUAGACCCAAACCACUACACCAAGGUGAUCGUUGCCCAGAUGGAGGUGUAUGAGAAGAGUCUGAAGCAGGCUCAGAGGGGUCUGCUCAACAAACUGGAGUGGGGAGAGCCUGUACUGCCACAGCCUGAGAAAUCUUCCUCACCAGAACCAAAUUCACCUGAAAUUCAUCUACUCACGAGGCGCUCUCGGAGACGGAAAGGCAAACUAAAGGAGCCUGAAUCUGAUGAAGAGCUGGAGGAGGUGGAUGAGGAAACGCAGAGUCAGAGGGAGGGAGAGGAGAAGGGACACAAGAGGGCUGGUGAGGAGACAGUGAAGGAAACAGAAGAGGAAGAACCAAAUGAGGAGCAGAUGCCUUUGAAAGAUCUGGAAGAAGAUGAGACACAGGUGGAGUCAGACUGUGAGGUUUGUCCAGAAACUCAGCUCAGUGACAAUGACCUCACUCAGGAACUGACUUUACCUUCUCAGCCUAUAGCCAUAAGCCCUGAGAUUGAUACAGUCCAUGUAGAUUCUCCAAAUGUGGCUGAACCAGAACAAGCAGAGCACGAGGAACCAAUGGAGAUGCAUCCAGAUUCACAGGACGAGCCGUUCCACUUCAAACCUGCAGAUGUGGAUUUGGAAAGUCACUCCUGUGUGUCGCAGUCCAGAGACGACCCAGGACAACAGAAAUCUAAGUCCCCAGACCUGGACUUAGACCUGGACCCUGGUCCAGAAGGUCCAGUCCAGUGCCCCAUCUGCCAGCAAACCUUCCCCUCGGACCAGAUCGAGAUGCAUGCUGCCUUCUGCGAUGGAGAGCUUGCAGGGGGGGACCGAGCAUCACCAAAACCAAGGAGGAAAAGGAGAAGACGAGGAGAAGCAGAGGACACCAAUCAAACAGAGCCUGGGGUGGCUCAGGAGAAGUGCUAUGUUUGCCUCAGAGUGAUCCCCAUCAGAGAGUACAGCAAGCACACAGAGAGGUGCCUCCAGCGCAACGGACCCCGAGCAGCAGCCACUGGAGGACUGCUGUCAGCUUUGGACCAAUCAGAACACAAGGAUUCAGAGCCUGGACCUUCUGGAUCCAAUGUGCAACCACAAGAAGUGAUCGACCUGAUAGACGAUGUGCCUUUGAUUCAAGUCAGUAACUCUCCCAUUCGUUCAUUUACCUCCAUCUCUGAAGCCCAGGACUGCCUCAUAGAGUUCAGAACACAGCACAGCGGUAAGACACCCAGGCCUGGACUGGGGACUAAACCGGGGACUAAACCGGGGACUAAAAAGGGGACUAAACGGAGGUGAGGAGAAUUGUUACACAUGAACUACGAUCUCAAAGACAACUAUAACAGUUUAUGGACUGUAUUACUUUUUCCUCCACAAUUCUUUGAAAUGGUUUAUCCUGCUACCUCAAGGUGUAAGUCCAAAGCUCAGUUCAGUAACGCUUUAUAAUUGCAACACUUUAAAUAGUCUUUUAAAAAGCAUAAAGAAAGACUUAAUUCAUAAUGAACAUAGUAUAUUAAGAAUGAUUCAGGCUUAGUAACUUCUUUAUAUAAACACCUAACCCCUAAAUUAAAAUCUUUUGCUUUUUGGAACUUUCUACUGUGAUAUUAAGUUUUCCCCUCAUUAAAAACAUGCCUGAAGAGGUUUUAGAUGUCAUCCAUGCAUGUUUGAGUAGCAAUUUCUCCUGAGCCCUAUUGGAACCCUCCUUAUGGUUAGCAGCGUAAUCACCCAUGCUCCCAUACACCAAUUUCCCCUAAAUAUGCAAAAGCAUGAUAUAAAACAAUACUUCGCAACACUUCACAAAGCUGAUACAAUGUGCAGUAGUUUCAUUAGCGUGAUGCACGCUAAUUGUAUUGCGAUAUUGCUCUGAAGGGGGAGCUAUGUAACUCAAAAAUUAAAGUGAAACUAAUUAAACAUUCAUUGUUUUCAGCAAAUAUAGCACUUUCAAAACAAUAGAAGGUAAUGUAGUGAUCUAAUAUGUUAUGUGUUAGAAAGUGGUACUGCGCUUCCAUGGGGUAUUCAUUGCUAAGUAUAAGAAGGUAAAUAAUUCUCAACUAACUAUUUGAUCAUUUUGAAUAAAGUCUUUGUUCAUGCUUUAUUAAGACUAAUUAAGGUGUAAUUAGGGUAAAUUGUUCUGAAGCCAUGUUUACAAGUUUGCCUUAAGCCACAUACUUAGUAAAUCAGCUGGACCCACACUGCAGAAUAGAUGAGUUACCACACCCAUCCUAUAGAGGGCACUGCACAGGAGAAAGAAACAAACAGUUGUCUACUUUUUUGGUCCUGUCACUGUAUGUAUGUAUGUAUAUAUGUAUGUGUGUAUGUAUAUAUGUAUGUGUGUAUGUAUAUAUGUAUGUGUGUAUGUAUAUAUGUAUGUGUGUAUGUGUGUAUAUAUAUACAUACAUACAUACAUACAUACAUACAUACAUACCAUACCAUACCAUACCAUACCAUACCAUACCAUACCAUACCAUACCAUACCAUACCAUAAAUAUAGACCAGUCACUUUGAUUUAUUUUUCCUGAAAAUGUUCUUGUUCUGAAUGUAAAAGGCCCAUGUUGUAAUUUAAUUUGCUUAUUUCAGGUGAAUAAGCCGCAUUACCCAAUGGCCCAUUGCAUUACAAGUGUGGACGUUCGCAUAGACAUAUAUCAUAGUCAAAUCACAGUGAUUUCAACUGUUUCUAAAUACUAUGCCGUGGCCUGUACAUUUGUUCUGGAUCCCAGUGGGGUUCUACUGUGCAAGUGGACAAUUAGUUUUCCACCCAUUACCUAUUAAAGGAGGAACUUGAAAUAGAAGAAAUCUGUUGUCACAAAUUCAACAUAUUUAGGAAGAAAAUAAGUCAUAUUCACAAAGUGUUUCCCACAAUACCACAAUUUGUAUUUACACCUUGCCUUAUUAAAUGGACAUUUAUCAUCGUAUGAUUUCUGAUAGAGCCGCCUUAUCAGCACUUUGUAUUACAGUGCAGUGACUAAAGGCUCCCAGUCAGAUGCACUGAACAGACUUUAAAAGAGAAAAAACUUUACUAACUGAAACUUCCUGUGACUUCUUUGUAGCAAUGUCUGUGGUUUUGUAAUUGUGCUGCAACUGAACCGAAACAAAGUUUCACAGAAGAAGCCAUCAUAACUGUGGGUAAAGGAACAAGGGUUUCAAUGAACGAGCCACACAAAAUCAUAAAAAAACAUUUUGUACAUAAAAAUGAGUUGGGAGUUUGUUACUAAAAUCUAAAAGGGCAUAGCAGUAUUUUUUGCAGUCAACAAAUCCUUACUGUAUUAGGAUUGUAAACGGAAUAAUGAAUAAUUGAAGGUGCUAUUUAUGUUGUGUCAAAAGUUUAGCAAAAGAAUACACAUAACAUUCAUAAGUUAUGUUUUGGGAUUACAAAGUAAACUUUUUUUUUUUUUUGAUAACACAGUGACGCUGCUCUAAUGUGGUUUAAAAAUGGAUUUACAUUAGUGAACAAAAAUAGCAUGGUAAUCGGAGGGUAACUGCAUACAGCCCUGUUCACAUAUUAUUGCUAUGAAAAUAUGAACUAUUUUAGAGAUUGAAUCACCAUUUUCAUCUUUUUCCCUGCUGUAACUGUACUGAAUAAAGUCAUUUGCACAAUUAUAAAACAG